AUGUUCGGCAUGCGGCCACAAUACCCGCUACUCGCCGUUGUCAGUGCCACUGAGGGUGCCGCCGAGACCACUCUCCCAGGGGCUGCUUUCUAUGUUGUCCCUACUGCAUUCCCGACCUCAGUCUACUCAUCCUAUUACGAUAGUGCCAGCGCUGCUGUAAUUUCAGCCGCCGUGGACGAGAUUCUUCAAAUCAUAUCAGCUAACAGUAGCGGCCUGGCCGGUAAUUGUUCCAAAUGUGUGGCAGCACUAUCAGUCGCGAAGUUGGCAGCCAACCUUGCGCCCACAUACGUCCCAGACGCCAUGGUAGCUCUCUGCCAGGCCACUGGAUUCAGCUCUAACUCGUCGUGCCAAACCACUUACGAAGCGGGCAGCUUUGGGGCUGUGUGGACGCAGGUGUUGGCGAAAGCUGAUGUUGCGGGCUUGGACGGCCGGUACAUUUGCUCUUCUUUAAGUACGAAGUUCUGCACAGCGCCUCCAGUAAUACCUGUUAAGGCUAUGUUCCCUAAGGAGAGACCGGUGAACGCUAGUAUGCCCGUGAGGAGUGGGAAAAGGGCAAAGAUCUUCCACCUCUCAGAUAUGCAUCUGGCUCUGCAGUCCAUUGGACCGUUGACGGGGACAUCUCGGGAGGAUCCACCAGCAAUGACCUUCUAUACUGGAGACAUGGUUACGCAUGCUCCUUCUCAGGCCCAGCUCUCACAGGCAUUCGUCGAAGAUGUCGAGGACGCCCUCCUUCAGAUGUUCAAAGCGUACAUCGGCGGGCCCAUUUACGCUGCCUUGGGCAACCACGAUAGCAGCCCGGAGAACAACGAUGCCCCACACGCAAUCGACAAUGAUGGUCCACUGGGCGAACAAUUCUCGUGGAAUUAUGAUCACAUCUCAAAACUCUGGGAACACUAUAGUUGGAUUAAUAGUAGCACGCAAGCUGAAGCCGCCUUGCAUUACGGAGCAUACGCGGUCAAUCAUCCACUUGGGAUAAGAAUUAUCACCCUCAAUAGCGACUUCUACUACAAGGGCAAUUACUAUUCUUUUCUGCACUCCGCGGAUCCGGACUACUCUGGGAUAUUCACAUUCCUCAUCGACGAGCUCCAGAAGGCCGAGGAUGCUGGCCAGCGAGCCUAUGUGAUCGCUCACGUCCUUACCGGCUGGGACGGCACAAAUCCCACUCCAACUGGGGCUGAUUACUUCUAUCAGAUCGUCGAGCGAUACUCUCCCCACGUAAUUGCGGGGAUUUUCUUUGGCCACACUCAUGAAGACCAAGCUUUCAUCUACUACAGCAAGAACGGCACGAAUCCGUCUGCUGAGAAUGCGGUUGCCAACGCCUGGGUUGGCCCGUCCCUCACGCCGCUUACAAAUCUGAACUCUGGGUAUAGGAUGUACGAAAUAGACACAGGCUCCUUCGAAGUCAUGGACGCGUAUACAUUUUACUCUGACGUCUCUAAAUUCUCCUCGCUCGACGGAUCUGGGCCGACCUGGGAGUUUGAGUAUUCCACCCGGGAGGCCUACGGGGCAGCAGCGGGAUGGGGCGAGAGCGAGCCCUUGAAUGCGACAUUUUGGCAUCGUGUCACCGAGGCCAUGGAGGAAGACAGAAGCUUGGUGUCUCUGCAGAACACGUACCAGGGCAAGAGCAGUGCGCUGAGCCCCAACUGCACCAGCCAAGCCUGUGCAGAGGCAAGGAUUUGCUACAUGAGGAGCGGAAGUGUUGGAUUGGGGAGGCAGUGUCCUCAGGGAUUUGGGAGCGUCCAGUCUCCGUUCACGGGGCAAAACUUCUAG
Diaporthe amygdali is the source of this 1770-nucleotide messenger RNA. RefSeq names its product Ser/Thr protein phosphatase. Gene Ontology annotation, molecular function: hydrolase activity. The record is from RefSeq and is a predicted model, not a curated record. Bases 1 to 1770 code for a protein of 589 amino acids. NCBI's taxonomy places the organism in Eukaryota, Fungi, Ascomycota, Sordariomycetes, Diaporthales, Diaporthaceae. The transcript has 5 exons.